AUGACCAACGUAGCUAGAGAACUUUUGAAGAAGCAAUUUUUAGGUAUUCUACAUGAUAACGUCUGCGCGCCGGUUGUGAUUGUCGUCGAGUGGGUCUCCGAACUGUCUCGCGACCACAACGCCGGUUUUUCCGUCGGGCUGGUUGACGACGCAAACUUCUUCGAGUGGAACGUCUGUUUUGAAGGGCCAAAAAAUACCCUAUAUGAAGGGGGUAUAUACAAUGCCACCCUUUCCUUUCCCACGGAUUUCCCAAACCACCCCCCCCAAAUGAAGUUCACCCAGGACAUGUGGCACCCAAAUGUUUUCCCGGAUGGGAGAGUCUGCAUAAGCAUAUUACACCCACCAGGUGUGGACAUUUACAACGAGCAGGAGAAGUCGGAGGAACGCUGGAGACCCAUCUGGUCUGUUGAAGGCAUUUUGGUCAGCGUCAUUUCCAUGCUCAACGAGCCCAACCUGGAAUCUCCUGCCAAUGUGGACGCGGCGGUUCAAAUAAAGAAUAAUUUAAACGAGUACAAGAAGAAGGUGCGGGCCCUCGCCCGCAUGUGCUAG
This is a messenger RNA of Plasmodium fragile, 549 nucleotides long. RefSeq lists its product as uncharacterized. The coding region runs from base 1 to 549 and encodes 182 amino acids. The transcript has 6 exons. NCBI's taxonomy places the organism in Eukaryota, Apicomplexa, Aconoidasida, Haemosporida, Plasmodiidae. Gene Ontology annotation, biological process: protein polyubiquitination; ubiquitin-dependent protein catabolic process. Gene Ontology annotation, molecular function: ubiquitin conjugating enzyme activity. The record is from RefSeq and is a predicted model, not a curated record.